ACUUUAAGGGACGCCCCGCCCCCGGGCGCGGCUCGCGCGCUGAUUGGCUGCCGCGGCCGGGCGGAAGCGGCGCCGCGGCCACGUGGGCGCGUGGCGGGAUGGCGCGAGCUCUGCGCGUGCUGCGCGGCGCGGCGGGAUCGGGAUCGGGAUCGGGAUCGGGAUCGGGAUCGGGAUCGGGAUCGGGAUCGGGAUCGGGACUGGGAUCUGGCCUCGGCCCCGGACCACGCGUCCGGUUCGGACCCAGCCCCACAGGUUUUCUGCAUUUGGGUGGCCUUAGGACWGCUUUGUACAAUUACAUCUUUGCCAAAAAACACCAAGGGACCUUUAUUUUAAGAGUGGAGGAUACAGAUCAGAAUCGCGUGGUGCCUGGAGCUGCAGAAGGAAUAGAAGAUAUGUUAGACUGGGCAGGUAUUCCCCCCGAUGAGAGCCCYGGCCGCGGCGGCCCCGCCGGGCCCUACGUGCAGUCGCUGAGGCUGGAGCUGUACCGCCGAGCCAGCRCGGCGCUGCUGGACAGCGGGGCUGCCUAUCGCUGCUUCUGCAGCCCGCAGCGCCUGGAGCUGCUCCGCAGGGAGGCUCUGCGCAGCCAGCAGACCCCGCGAUAUGACAACCGGUGUCGGCACCUGACGUCCGCAGACGUGGCCCAGAAGCUGUCACAGGGCCUUGACUUUGUCAUCCGCUUCCGGCUGGAGAAGGGRGUGGAACCCUUCCAGGACCUGGUCUAUGGCUGGAACAAACAUGAGGUGGCUGAGGUGGAAGGUGACCCUGUGCUUCUCAAGGGGGAUGGCUUCCCCACAUACCACCUGGCAAAUGUGGUAGAUGACCACUACAUGGGCAUCACCCACGUCCUGCGUGGGACCGAGUGGCUGGCUUCAACUUCCAAGCACYUGCUUCUCUACAAAGCCUUUGGCUGGCAGCCCCCUCAGUUUGGCCACCUUCCACUGCUGCUGAACAAGGAUGGUGGGAAGCUGUCCAAGCGGCAGGGGGACAUCUUCCUGGAGCGCUUUGCUCAGGAUGGCUUCCUGCCAGAGGCACUGCUGGACAUUGUCACCAACUGUGGUUCGGGGUUCACAGAGAAGCAGAUGGGGAGGACUUUGGAGGAGCUGAUCUCCCAGUUUGAAGUGCACAGAAUUACAACCCAUUCUGCUCUCCUGGACCUUGAAGCUCUCCCAGAAUUUAACAGGCUUCACCUCACCCGUCACAUUGAGAACCAAGGGCUGCGCCAGAGGCUCAUUAGGGAGCUGCAGGGGCUGGUGGAGCUCGUCUAUGGGGAUCAGCAAGUGGAUCCAGAUGUUCUGGAAAAGGAAUAUGUGGAGCGAGUCCUCCUGCUGAGAAAAGUACGAGCAGUGGUAGAGCACUGUGUCAGCAUUGUGGAGCUGGGAGCUGAGGGUCACAUAAGCCUCCUGAAGAAUCUGGUGUCGAGUGAUUACUCUUACCUGUGGGUUAGGCCCUCGGUGUCCCGGCAGCAGCUACAAACAAUUUCUGCAGAAGCAGAUGAAAUAGGAAAACUAGUCUUAGGGCUCAUGACAAGGCAGGCAGGUGCCUUGACUGUGGAGGAGUUGAACAAAGACCUGAGGAGUCUCCAGAAGCAAACCAGAGAAACCAAGUACAGCAGCAUGAUGCAGCUCCUCCGCUUGGCGCUCAGCGGGCUGCAGCACGGCCCGAGCGUUGCCGAGAUGAUGGUGACUUUGGGAGCCAAGGAGGUGUGYGGCCGGAUACGCAGAGCACUGUCCAGCUGACACGGGACAUUGGAGAUGCUGCUGGGCUGCGCAUUCAGAUGGCAUGGGCGGGAUCAUCUCUGAUCAGAUGAGCUGGGCUUUAGGCCAGGCAGGUGCCUGUGCUGUUCCAGUGUCUAUAUGAACCUGCACA
Molecule: messenger RNA, 1866 nt
Organism: Malurus melanocephalus (red-backed fairy wren)
Lineage: Eukaryota; Metazoa; Chordata; Aves; Passeriformes; Maluridae
Gene: EARS2
Product: glutamyl-tRNA synthetase 2, mitochondrial
Exons: 9
Coding region: 99-1736 (545 amino acids)
Biological process (GO): glutamyl-tRNA aminoacylation
Molecular function (GO): zinc ion binding; glutamate-tRNA ligase activity; ATP binding
Source: RefSeq, a predicted model, not a curated record